Acanthamoeba castellanii str. Neff is the source of this 993-nucleotide messenger RNA. RefSeq lists its product as uncharacterized. Lineage: Eukaryota; Discosea; Longamoebia; Acanthamoebidae. Bases 1 to 993 code for a protein of 330 amino acids. The transcript has 5 exons. The record is from RefSeq and is a predicted model, not a curated record.
AUGUGCAAGCGGAGGGCCGACCUCGCCUUCCUCUUGGUCGUUGGUUGCUGCCUGGCCUGGUGGCAACCCACCAGCACCGACGCCCAGCUCAUAGCGAACACAACCUCCGGAGUCCAGGUCGAGUUCGCCCCUGGCAGUCCCAGCGUCGACCUCACCCCACGAGGAACCCAGGGCUCGCUUCGGCCCCAGGAGCAGGUGAGUCUCAGCCUCAACUCCCUAUCCGAGUACAGCCAAACCGAUGGGACCUUCUUCCAUUCCGCCACCUUGGUCAAUGGUGGCUGGCAGGAGGUGAACGACACCCGCUACAACGCCACGCGGUCGUUCGUGUAUGCGGCGUCGCUCGGGUUUUCCAACGGGGCGGGCAACCUGACGCUGAGUGGCACGGUCGAGCUGCAGUUCUUCGUGUUCGACCAGGACGCGUUGCUGUCGGUCGGCCCGGGCCUGCUGCCGUUCACUGUGUCGCCCUCGCUGGCCAAGUUCUCGCUCAAGGUCACCGACUGGCCGUGGGAGGGCCGGGAGGACCACGCGCUCGAGGUGCGGAUGGACAUCACGCCCGAGUACAACCGUAGCGAGCGCUUCGACAGCAGCCCGCAGGCCGGGCUCACCACCUUCAAGCUGUUCGGGCAGUACCCGUUGAAUCCGGACACCAUCACCCAGAUCCGGGUGGUGGAGGCCGUGGAGAUCGACGGUGUGGUGCUGGACCAAGGCGGCGUAGACUACCGCAUCGAUCGCGGCCAGCUCCUCAUGCAAUUCGACCACUUCACCUCUUACUUUCUCUACGACCCUGAUGUCGGAGUGCUUCUUGGUGCCUCGGGAGGUGAGCAGGAUAGCGUGAGCGACAACACGGCCCUGAUCGUGUCGCUCUCGGUCAUCCUGCCCGUUGCCGCCAUCGUGGUCAUCCUCGUGGGCGCCGCGGUGCUGGUGGCCUACCUCAAGCGAGAGAAGCUCCGCGCCUCGACCUCGGCCAUCGACAUCGGCGAGGAGCACAUGUGA